Molecule: messenger RNA, 759 nt
Organism: Yamadazyma jaroonii
Lineage: Eukaryota; Fungi; Ascomycota; Pichiomycetes; Serinales; Debaryomycetaceae
Source: the annotation of a GenBank genome assembly
AUGAAGAUUGCAAUCAUCUACUAUUCAACUUAUGGACAUGUUGGUAAAUUAUCAGCUACUGCAUUAGAAGCUUUAAAAGAAGCUAAUGUUGAAGCUGAUCUUUUCCAAGUUCCUGAAACUUUACCUCAAGAGGUUUUAGAUAAAAUGUAUGCUCCACCAAAAGAUGAUUCUAUUCCAAUCAUCACUGUUGAAGAUUUAACCAAAUAUGAUGGAUUCUUAUUUGGUUUACCAACUCGUUUCGGUAAUUUACCUGCUCAAUUCAAAAGUUUCUGGGAUCAAACCGGUGGUUUAUGGGCUAAUGGUGCAUUAAAUGGUAAACCUUUCGGUAUUUUUGUUAGUACUGGAACUCCAGGUGGUGGUCAAGAAGCUACUUUCAGAAAUUCUUUAUCAAGUUUCAUCCAUCAUGGUAUGAUUUAUGUUCCUUUAGGUUAUGGUGAAGCUUUCCCAUUAUUAACUAAUUUGGAAGAAGUUCACGGUGGUUCACCAUGGGGUGCUGGUGCUUAUGCUGGUGCCGAUGGUUCAAGACAACCAAGUGAAUUAGAAUUAAAAUUAGUUCAAAUUCAAGCUAAAAACUUUGCUUCAGUUGUUGAAAAAUUUACUUCAACUAAACCUGCUGAAGUUCCAGCUGAAAAGAAAGUUUCAGAAAAAGUUGCAGAAAAAGAACCAGAAAAAGUUGAACAAUCAACUGCUAGACAAGCUCAACAAAAACCUGCUGUCAAAGAAGAUGAUUCAUUUUGUUCAAAAUGUAUAAUUAUGUAG